Messenger RNA from Penicillium taxi, 873 nucleotides. Its product is annotated as putative bZIP transcription factor (MetR). The transcript has 2 exons. Gene Ontology annotation, molecular function: DNA-binding transcription activator activity, RNA polymerase II-specific; RNA polymerase II transcription regulatory region sequence-specific DNA binding. Bases 1 to 873 code for a protein of 290 amino acids. Lineage: Eukaryota; Fungi; Ascomycota; Eurotiomycetes; Eurotiales; Aspergillaceae. The record is from RefSeq and is a predicted model, not a curated record. Gene Ontology annotation, cellular component: nucleus. Gene Ontology annotation, biological process: regulation of transcription by RNA polymerase II.
AUGGCUGGCUACAAUGGGCGUCGCGCCCCUAACUUCUCGCAAUACCUCGACGAUCUGAAUGCGAUCCCGUCACCCUACGACCAGGCUCUGCAGCAACAGCAGCAACAGCAGAACACAUUCACCGUCGACAAUGAACUGGCUAUGUUCACAAACGCUGAGUUCUUCGACUUUGAUGGAUUUGGUGAUCUGAGCCUGCCCAACUUUGACUCGGUCGAUCAAAAGCAAACUACAACCAACGAGGUCUCUGGCGAGACUGAUCAAAAUGGUGAUAUGAAAUUCUUGGAUUUUUUGAAUGAUGGCAUGAACAACAUUUCCGAAUACAGCCCCGAGCUGGGUUCUUUGAUGACCCCAUCUAUGCAAAUACAGAAUGCGCCAUUCUCGGGUACCCCAACAGUGCCUAAUGUCGCCUCGACUCCCGCCCACUCCACCCACAUGAGCACACCGCAAAAUGUGGUGCCAGCUUCUCCCCUGACCAUCGGGUCAGCUGGUUCAUCUCCUGCUGCCCCUAAGCGCAAGAGCUCCAAGUCGACCCAGGCCAGCGCCGAAGAGGCAGCCCGUAACGCCGCUGAAGAAGAUAAGCGUCGUCGCAACACCGCCGCCAGUGCCCGUUUCCGUGUGAAGAAGAAGCAGCGUGAGCAAGCUUUGGAGCGUUCCCUCAAGGAAACUGCUGAUAAGAGUGACGCUCUCGCCGCUCGCGUCUCUCAGCUGGAGUUGGAGAACCACUGGCUCCGUGGACUGAUCAUGGAGAAGAAUGGAACUGAGGAGCGCGAUGAGGCCUCUGAGAAGGCCAUUUCCGAAAUGUUCAAGAACUUCAUGGCAUCCCGCGAGUCAGAUCCCUCCAAUCUCAAGCUUGGCGUUGGCACCAUUGCCUAA